AUGACUAUCGCUAAAACUGCCCAAGCCUUUGUACUGAACCCCAGUGGCUUAUUUGCCUUCGAAGAACGCAGUAUACCCAUCCUCCAAUCAGAUCGAGAUGUUAUAGUUCAAGUUAUCGCAACCGGCCUCUGUGGUUCAGAUGUGCAUUACUGGCAACACGGCCGAAUAGGGCCACAUAUCGUCCAAGACCCUAUCAUUCUGGGCCACGAGUCAACCGGGGUCGUGGUAGAGUGCGGAAGUAGUGUCGAGGGUCUUACCAUAGGCGACCGUGUCGCCCUAGAGCCUGGGAUCGCUUGCAACACAUGUAGUCGUUGUCGUGGAGGCCGCUAUAAUCUCUGUCAGGAUAUGCGCUUCGCCGCCACACCCCCCUACGACGGAACACUGUCCACCUACUACCGUGUACCUGCAGAGUGCUGUUAUAAGUUACCACCACAUGUCUCCUUGCGAGACGGCACCCUGAUCGAGCCUCUCAGUGUAGCCGUGCAUAGUUGUCAGCUAGCAGGCGCGAUGCAGGAGAAAUCUGUGGUAAUAUUCGGAGCAGGGCCAGUCGGCUUGCUCUGCUGUGCCGUUGCCCGCGCCUUCGGCGCAUCAACAGUGGUUGCUGUGGAUGUUGUCCAGGCUCGACUCAGUUCCGCGCAGAAAUAUGGCGCCACACACACGUACCAAAUGAGCACCAAUUCCACGGACAAGAAUGCGGCAGACUUGUUGGCCACGGCUAGAUUGGAGACAGGAGCUGAUAUUAUUCUGGAUGCAACAGGUGCAGAGCCCUGCCUAAAUUGUGGUAUCCUCGCCCUCGCGCCAGGAGGCACGUUCAUUCAAGUUGGAUUGGGGAAACCGAAUCUCUCAAUUCCGGUGGGCCAAAUCUGUGACAAAGAAGUUGUAUUCAAGGGCAGCUUCCGAUAUGGGCCGGGAGACUUCCAACUGGCCAUAGGACUGCUGAACUCCCGUCGAAUCAUCCUGGAUGGCCUAAUUACUCAUGAAUUCUCUUUCUCCCAGGCGAAGGAGGCGUUUGAAAAUGUCGCUGGUCGAACCGGCAUCAAAAGCGUCAUUUUUGGGCCAAGCGUGGAUGAGAAUUUAGCCAGAGCAUCGCUGACUUAA
Messenger RNA from Talaromyces proteolyticus, 1098 nucleotides. RefSeq names its product chaperonin 10-like protein. The record is from RefSeq and is a predicted model, not a curated record. Gene Ontology annotation, biological process: D-sorbitol catabolic process. Lineage: Eukaryota; Fungi; Ascomycota; Eurotiomycetes; Eurotiales; Trichocomaceae. Gene Ontology annotation, molecular function: L-iditol 2-dehydrogenase (NAD+) activity; zinc ion binding. Bases 1 to 1098 code for a protein of 365 amino acids. The transcript has 3 exons.